GCCCUUACUCGCUCGUUGUUUUGCGACUCUUCGAAAUUGGCCCCUUUCCUUUCUUUGUAUAGAUUUACAUUCACCGUUGCCAUCUUCGCCACUUCAAAACCUCGCAAGCCUUUUCCGACCGCUUCCGAACGCAACAACGAACGAGCAGGCGUGCGUACGUACGCGGAUGGGGUUGUGAGGAUCGAGCCUUAUCCCGCCACGGGAUCCUUUUUUGAACAUGCACUUCUCCCUUACUACUGUCGUUGCGUUUUUAUGCACCCUAGCACGCGAUUCCGAGGCUCACUCGGUAAAACGAAAUCCUCUGAGCUACAUUUCUGUAGUGGACAGGCCAACCCUUCACACGCCGUCGAAUCGAGUCCAUGCACACUCUUCAUUUGCUAUAAGCUUUCUUCUGCACAACGAGCAAGAUAGGAUACGCAUUGAGCUGGAACCAAAUCACGAUGUUCUGUCAGAUGAGGCGACGAUACAUUAUCUUGGCCCUGAUGGCACGAUAACCCACGAGGAAAAGAUAGAAAGAAAAGAUCACAGGAUAUAUAGAGGACAUGCGUUUGUCCAACACCCUCACCACUCGGAAUGGCUCAAUGCCGGCUGGGCCAGGAUAGCAGUCCUCCGAGAUGGACCGCAUCCUCUGUUCGAGGGGACAUUCAGGGUCAAUGGAAAUUAUCAUCACAUCCAGCGAGCUUCGACGUAUAGACAGACACGCCUGGCUGAGGAUCCUGAAGCCCACCACGCGGAUGAUGAUUACAUGAUAGUCUGGAGAGACACCGAUAUCACGGGGGAUUAUUUUGGCUCUGGUCAAGAGCUCAAGCGUGACCUCGCUGAGAAUGCCUCUGUCUGUUCUUCCGACUUGCUUGAUUUCAAUAAUCAGCUCGACCAUCCAGUGAAUUUGGGCAUAGAUCUGCGCGACCUAAUGUCGACAGACACGAACUUACUCCUUAGCCGGCAGAAUGACCAAAUUGGCGGUGGUGGUGCCAGUGCCAAUCUUGCCACCACCAUUGGGUCGACUCAAGGUUGUCCCACUUCUCGGAAGGUCGCUUUGAUCGGUAUCGCAACCGACUGUACAUACACGGCCCAGUUCGAAACUAAGGCCAACGUGACCCAAAAUGUUAUCAGUAUGGUAAAUAUGGCUUCAGCAGUGUACGAAGCCACGUUCAAUAUCAGCCUGGGCAUUCGAAAUUUGACCAUCAGUGAGAAGGAAUGUCCGGGGACACCCCCAGACGGAUCACAGUGGAAUCAAGACUGCAGUCCGAGUGUUACUAUCAACAAUCGUUUGGACCUUUUCUCCAAAUGGCGAGGCCAAUUCCAAGAUGGCAAUGCCUAUUGGACUUUAUUGAGCACUUGUGCUACCGACGCUGCCGUGGGGUUGGCAUGGCUAGGCCAGCUCUGCACCGAGGGCUCUUCACCCAAUGGGAAUGACACUACAGCCGGCGCCAAUGUUGUUGUACGCACCAAUACGGAAUGGCAGGUCUUCGCUCAUGAGACUGGUCACACAUUCGGCGCUUAUCACGACUGUACGCAAACGACUUGUGUAGACGGCACUCGGGAUGAUAACCAGUGUUGCCCCUUGACUACUUCCACCUGUGAUGCAGGUGGAACAUACAUCAUGAAUCCAUCAACAGGUCCUGGUCUUAUGCAAUUCUCGCCAUGCACCAUUGGUAAUAUUUGCUCUGCAAUGUAUCGCAACAGUGUAAAUUCGCAAUGCCUCAGCGACAACAAAAACGUGGUAACUAUAUCUGGUAGUCAGUGUGGCAAUGGUAUAGUAGAACAAGGAGAAGACUGCGAUUGUGGUGGCGCAACUGGCUGUGCAGGGAACUCUUGCUGCGAUCCCGACACGUGCAAAUUCACCGCCAACUCUGUAUGUGACUUUGCAAAUGAAGAUUGUUGCACUCGACAAUGUCAAUUUGCUUCCAACGGGACAGUUUGUCGAGACAGCAGCGGCACCUGCGAUCCACAGGAAACCUGUAGCGGUACCUCGGCGACAUGCCCGUCAGACGUCAAGGCUCCAGACGGCCAGGCUUGUGGCGCGGACGGGGAAGGCCUAAAGUGUGCCUCUGGACAGUGCACAUCUCGCGAUCUACAAUGCCAGACCCUAGUUGGUGGGCUAACGAACAGCAACGACUUAAAGGCCUGUGACGGAAGUACGUGCCUAGUGCGCUGCAAGGGCUCAAACUCGGCACCGGGUGUAUGUGAAGGCAUACAGCAUUACUUUCUAGACGGCACACCCUGCGAAGGUGACGGCCAUUGCGAUAACGGCACUUGCAAAGGAGCCAGCUUCAGCGAUAAAGUCGCGCGCUUCUUCCGUGAUAAUAAGGAUAUAAUAAUUCCAGUCGCGGCAGUUGUCGGUGGGCUCAUCGUACUCGCAAUCGCAGGUUGUUGUUGCUCCCGUAUAAGGCGCAGAUCGCGCGUCAGGAAGCUGGCACGGAAAGGGCAGCCAAGCAGCAGUUGGGUUGGUGGUGGCGUCCCUGCAAAUAACGGCUGGGGCAUGCCUCCUCCUCCUCCUAUGGCCUAUGGUGCGAACGGUCGACGAGGGAACCAAUGGAGUGGACAGCAACAGCAAGCUUGGGGGCCACCGCCGAGAUCGAACCUGGCUCGAUAUGCAUAGUAUUACACAAUCCAUGAAACACAAAAGGUGUCUGGGACCGGCAUAUAAGUGUUUAGAGGGAUAUAUGGGACUAGCAUGGAAUGGUUUUGAAUAUUCUGGAGGAAUCAAUUAGCAUUCUCCAUGGCAUGGCGUUGGUGGUUAUGUUGUCUCAGUCCUGAAUUCAGGACGAUAUGUUAUCUGGCGCAUUACGACAUUUUUCUUCUUGGGUUUAGUUUUGGAUUAGGAUCUGCGCCUCCACUUAUAAGGCCGUAUAUAACGCACUGGCAUGUUAUGAACUGUACAGCAUUUUAGCUUGUUCGGAUUCUCGCAAGACACACACACCUUUGCCUUGGGGGCUUUUUGGCGGUCCUUGGAAUGAGGAUACAGUGAAGGUAUACAUAGCUACAUAUAUA
Molecule: messenger RNA, 2994 nt
Organism: Xylaria bambusicola
Lineage: Eukaryota; Fungi; Ascomycota; Sordariomycetes; Xylariales; Xylariaceae
Product: zinc metalloprotease mde10
Exons: 1
Coding region: 218-2602 (794 amino acids)
Biological process (GO): proteolysis
Molecular function (GO): metalloendopeptidase activity
Source: RefSeq, a predicted model, not a curated record